CAGCUAAACCACGCACACACCAGUAACGAGCCAAACCGCGACCGAUUGUUGAGUGGUGCUUAUCACAACCACACGACAACCGGGGAGGCCCGACAUUCGGGAGGCAGACAUACGUCGUCAAACGUUAAGGGUUGUUCAGUCGAAGUGCGUAAGUGGAGAAAUCCGGACGAUUCGUAAACGCAGGAAAUCAUGGCCAACAGCAGCAGCAGCAGCAGUGAGCUUAUUGUGCAAACCGGUAAUGGGCCAGUGCUGGGAACAAGCAAAACAUCGCUGUACGGGGUGGCUUAUGUUAGCUUCCAGGGUAUCCCGUACGCUAAGCCGCCCGUGGGGGAGCUACGUUUUAAGGACCCUGUCCCUCCAACGAAUUGGACCGACGUGUUGGACUGCACCAAGCAAUGCGAUCCUUGUUACCACUUCGAUCGGCGGGUAAAUCAAAUCGUCGGUAGCGAGGACAGCUUGAGGCUGAAUAUCUUCACGAAAACGAUUAAACCAACUGCUGCCGGUCUACCGGUUAUGGUGUAUCUGUACGGGGGAGGUUUCGUUGAGGGAACAUCCGCGACAGAACUGUACGGUCCUGACUAUCUGAUCGAAAAGGAUAUCGUACUGGUUACGCUGAACUACCGUGUUGGUGCCCUCGGAUUCCUGUGCUGCCAAUCGCCCGAUGCCGGUGUGCCAGGGAACGCCGGUCUCAAGGAUCAAAGGAUGGCGCUCCGCUGGGUGCGUGAUAACGUGGCCAGGUUCGGAGGUGAUCCGACCUCAAUCACACUAUUUGGCCACAGCGCAGGCGGUGCUUCCGUGCAAUAUCACUUGCUGUCCAACCAAUCGAAUGGGCUGUUUGACCGCGCGAUUAUAAUGUCCGGGAGUACGAUGUGCGAUUGGGCCCUCUCACCGCAACGUAAUUGGGUUGAAAGAUUGGCGAAAGCCAUCGGUUGGCAGGGCGAGUGUGAGGGCGAGCAGGCAGCACUCGAGUUUCUCCGUCAAGCGGCUCCGGAGGACAUCGUAGCGCAUCAGGAGAAACUGUUUGGACCGCAGGAAAUUCAAGAAGGAUUGCUUACUCCAUUCGGUCCUACGAUUGAACCGUACCAGAGCGAGGUAUGUUUCAUUCCGAAAGCUCCGCGGGAAAUGUUGCAAGCGGCCUGGGGCAACUCCAUCAAUGUAAUGAUCGGUGGCACCUCAGAGGAAGGACUAAUACUGCUGCAGAAAGUGAAGCCCAAUCUAGCCGCGGUUUUACAGGAUCCCCGGUUGUUUGCUGGGAACGUGCCGAUGCACCUGCCCUUGGCCAUCGAACAGCGGAUGGCAUUCGCCGCCCAGCUAAAACAACUGUACUACCCAGAUUCGGAACCGGGCGUAGACAAUCUGGGUGGUUUCAUCGACAUGGCAUCGGAUCGUGUGUUUUGGCAUGGUUUGCAUCGUACCAUUUUGGCACGUGCAUCGCAGCAGACUCAGGGGAUCAAAACGUUCGUUUAUCGGUUUGCGGUGGAUUCGCCAUUCUUCAAUCACUAUCGGAUCCACAUGGUUGAUCCCGACAUUCGUGGCACAUCACACGCUGACGAGAUCUCGUAUCUUUUCUCGAAUAUAUUUGCCACCGCGCUGGAUCAGAACACCAUGGAAUAUCGGGCGAUUCGGGAGAUCGUCGAUAUAUUUACCAGUUUUGCUGCUAACGGCGAUCCAAAUUGUUCGAGCACAUCGAAAGUUACAUGGAACGCCGUACCGGACACGGUUCCUCCGUACGAAUGCCUGAACAUUGGCAACGAUGGCAUCACCGUCCAGGAGUUGCCCGAAGGCAAACGAAUGAAAGUUUGGGAUUCGUUCUACGCGAAUGAUGCACUGUUCUGAAAACAAUAAAUCGAAACGAAUAUCGAACUGAAUAAAUUCAAAAGUCCGGCCUGAACCGGCACAUCUUCUAUUAUUAACCUUGGUCGAGGCUCGCUGUCAUAACAAUG
This is a messenger RNA of Anopheles darlingi, 1943 nucleotides long. Its product is annotated as esterase B1-like. The transcript is spliced from 4 exons. Bases 190 to 1836 code for a protein of 548 amino acids. Gene Ontology annotation, molecular function: cholinesterase activity. The record is from RefSeq and is a predicted model, not a curated record. Lineage: Eukaryota; Metazoa; Arthropoda; Insecta; Diptera; Culicidae.